AUGAUACUUGGCGCAACCCCACUGGAACUACUCGGCGUGAACACAGCCGAUGCCGGACGAUAUAACCCGAAUAUAACCUCGCCAGCUCCUCAGGCGGAAUCCUCGCCAAAUAAUAAGGCCGAGCCGUUGUCACCCAGAAUGAAAACCGAAUAUGAGCCCAAGAAAUCUGCAAAAAAAGAUGACUAG
This is a messenger RNA of Penicillium cosmopolitanum, 186 nucleotides long. RefSeq lists its product as uncharacterized. The record is from RefSeq and is a predicted model, not a curated record. NCBI's taxonomy places the organism in Eukaryota, Fungi, Ascomycota, Eurotiomycetes, Eurotiales, Aspergillaceae. The coding region runs from base 1 to 186 and encodes 61 amino acids. The transcript has a single exon.